AUGUGCGGCCACGACACUUCGGGAAAGCCUCGCGGCGGCGCCAUCGCAGUACUCAACUCGUCAAUGACCAGCCCGCAAACUUGCGGCUGGUGCGCCGAGCUUACCUUUCACACCCCCGGCCGGCCGGGAAGCCCGCUUGCGACACAUGCCAGACUUACCUCUGUUGGGGGUGAAGAUCUCACAGACUUUACAAAGACUUCUGUCCUUAUCCAUGAAUCCGGAGACUUUACCAGAUGUGCAGAGGACUGCGGAUUGUUCCGCUCCUUCGACUUUCAGAGCGCCGUUCUAGUCGACGGCGGUCUCGCACUAGAAAUGGAGCUCCCUCAUCCCAUGGAGAUUCAGGUCGGCGACAAUGGAAUAAUAGGGAGGAGAGUGAGCAUGCGUAGGACGUCUGGAGACGCAUCCAUGUCCAGCCGGGAAUUACCUACAGCCGAGGGCAUUGUGGGCUUCAAUUUUCUCGCCAAGGCGUGA
Messenger RNA from Pyricularia oryzae 70-15, 471 nucleotides. RefSeq lists its product as uncharacterized. Lineage: Eukaryota; Fungi; Ascomycota; Sordariomycetes; Magnaporthales; Pyriculariaceae. The record is from RefSeq and is a predicted model, not a curated record. The coding region runs from base 1 to 471 and encodes 156 amino acids. The transcript has 2 exons.